AUGUCUCUGUUUGUCGAGGCCAGCUUCUCCGGCGCCACGACCGACUUCUCGUCGACCUCGGCGUCUUCGAGCUCGACACCGCCGACCACCCUCUCCGACAGCGACAGCCAGCACUCUGAGCACUCGGACGCCCCCAAGCACGACGUCAUCACCGUGGCCGACGAUGCCGUCCACGCCGCGCCCGUCCACGCCCAGGAGCCCUCUCCUUCGCAGUCGCCGGCCGCCCCUCGCCGAGCACGACGGGCACGCGUCUCGGAGCCUGUCUACAACCUGUCCAAGUUGAGCGGCACCGCUGACCACGGGAAAAGACGCGCCAAGGGCCAUGACGUGGCCGACAAGCGCCGCCGCACCAUCUCCGGCGAGACCUUGGUCGGCAGCAUCGAGGUUGCCGCCGACGCACCCCCCAGCACCCAACAGGACAAAGCCCUCAAGGCAGGCAUUGACGCGUUGAAUCUUCAAUGGUCGCCCGAGAGCUUGCAUACACCACGCAAACGCCGUCAGGCCCAAGACUCGCCGCGUCCCCUGCGGACCUCGUCGCGUCGGAGUGGAGUUUCCUCUGUUGCUGCCACUCUGGCAAGCUUGGGCAACAAGGGCCGCAACGCUGUCAACAUGGGCCUCACCAAGAUGUCGCGCGAGCUGCGCCGUCUGCAAGACACCAAUGAAUACUCGGGAAUCGACGACCGCCCCGUCAUCCAUACCGUCUGGGCCAAUGGCAAGUUUGUCGAUCCCAAUGCACCCCCGCCGGAGCCAGCCCGCAAAAAGGCCAAGGUCCAGCGAGUCGCCCUGGACGAGGACGGGGGCGAGGACGACGGUGAGGACGACGAACCCGACCAAGACGAGCAGGAACCCAUCACCAACACCAGGAGGAACCGUGUCAAGAAAUACCUCGACAAGGGACUCUACGCCGGCCAAGAAAUGCCCGUGGAUGUCUCCAAGGGCCUUACUGCCAGUGAAAAGAAGAAGCUCGCCAGCCUUCCGGAAUUGGCUCCCACGGGCCGCGUCAACAGUGUCAUGCCCCCUCCCAUCUACACGGGCUUGCGCUUGCUGAUUGCCGGGCGGGAUUUCAAGCUCCCCUUCAACACCUGCAACCCCCUCCCGCCUGGCCAGCCGAAGCCAGAUGAAUGGAAAAAGAUGACCAAGAGUGAGUGUGCACCUCGUAGACCGUCUCCCCCGGGCUAG
This is a messenger RNA of Metarhizium album ARSEF 1941, 1179 nucleotides long. RefSeq lists its product as uncharacterized. NCBI's taxonomy places the organism in Eukaryota, Fungi, Ascomycota, Sordariomycetes, Hypocreales, Clavicipitaceae. Bases 1 to 1179 code for a protein of 392 amino acids. The transcript has a single exon. The record is from RefSeq and is a predicted model, not a curated record.